This is a messenger RNA of Cyphomyrmex costatus, 745 nucleotides long. RefSeq names its product RNA polymerase I subunit RpI12 (gene RpI12). The coding region runs from base 297 to 686 and encodes 129 amino acids. The record is from RefSeq and is a predicted model, not a curated record. Gene Ontology annotation, cellular component: RNA polymerase I complex. Lineage: Eukaryota; Metazoa; Arthropoda; Insecta; Hymenoptera; Formicidae. Gene Ontology annotation, biological process: DNA-templated transcription; termination of RNA polymerase I transcription. Gene Ontology annotation, molecular function: zinc ion binding; nucleic acid binding. The transcript has 4 exons.
GGGGCCAAUCAGAUCGCCCAAACGAGAACAUGGUGGCUCCUGAUACUUGACAUGGUUAAUGUUCGGUGAUACAUACGAUACGUACACAAUGUCCUGUUGUAUAAAAGGUUGUGGCAAUUAUUAUCGCAAAACAAAAUUGCUUAACGGAAACAGCAUAAAAUAUUUUUCGUUUCCGAAAGAUUUAACGAUUGCAUCUAAAUGGCUUGUUGCAUGUGGAAAUCAAAACGUUAAUAUUAAAAAAGGGCCACAUAGUUCAAGGGGGCUGGAUCUUAGGUUAUUUUCUUACAAUAUAUUAAAUGAUGGCAAAUAAUAAUAAUAAUAGCAAGAGUUCUUUUAUUACCGCACCUGGCUUCUGUCCCGAUUGCGGUUCAAUUUUACCUUUGCUCGGAGAAAGAGGAGGAGUUAAAUGUUACACAUGCAAAAGAGAAUGGGAUGCUGCAGUUUUUGGUGAUAUGGAAAUGACAUAUACACUCCAUUUUAAUACUAAGCAUACUUAUGCUUCAAUAGAGAAAAAUGAGGAUAGUAAUAAAAAUGUCGCAGAUGGACCAACAGUUGAACGAGAAUGUCCACAAUGUAAUAAUAAUAAAAUGUCCUAUGCAACAUUGCAAUUAAGAUCAGCUGAUGAAGGGCAAACUGUAUUUUUUACAUGUACCAAAUGCAAGUUCAAGAUAACAGAGAAUUCUUAAUAUAAACUUAAUAUAAAAACUAUAUUUUAUUUUAUAAGCACACACAUGUGCAUAACUGA